Messenger RNA from Nymphaea colorata (pocket water lily), 1735 nucleotides. RefSeq names its product probable galacturonosyltransferase-like 6. NCBI's taxonomy places the organism in Eukaryota, Viridiplantae, Streptophyta, Magnoliopsida, Nymphaeales, Nymphaeaceae. The record is from RefSeq and is a predicted model, not a curated record. The transcript has a single exon. Bases 129 to 1205 code for a protein of 358 amino acids. Gene Ontology annotation, molecular function: glycosyltransferase activity. Gene Ontology annotation, cellular component: Golgi apparatus.
CGCGAGGCUGACGGAAAACCGCGUGGAUGAAGCCGCGUUUCUUGACCCAUUCCGGUUUUCCGUCGGCCUUAUAGAACGGCAUUCCCGGAGAAAGCAGAAAGAGAAAGGGGGAGAAGAAAAGGAAAGGGAUGUCUAGUUCGCCGUCUCUCUUGAUUCUGCUGAUUCUCGCGCUCUGCGCUUCGCCGCUGACGGAAUCAAUUCGGUCGUUCCCUGACAGCAUUUACCCGGGGUAUGCAGAGGCGCCGGAGUACCGGAAUGGGGAAGAUUGCCUUGCCACGGAAGCCUUCCGGAGGCCGUCCGCCUGUGAUCCUUCGCUCGUCCACAUCGCGAUGACGCUGGAUGAGGAGUAUCUCCGCGGGUCGAUCGCCGCCGUCCACUCCGUCCUGAAGCACGCCUCCUGCCCGGAGAGCGUUUAUUUCCACUUUGUCUUCUCCGGAGACGGCGAUCGCCUGAGAUCUGUCGUGCGGUCUGCUUUCCCCUCGCUGCGCUUCGAGCUUUACCGCUUCCAGCAGGAGAGGCGCGUUCGCUCCCUCAUCUCCGCCUCUGUCAGGGCUGCGCUCGAGCAACCUCUGAACUAUGCCCGGACCUACCUCGCCGACCUCCUCCCGCCUUGCGUCCGCCGCGUUGUCUACCUGGACUCGGAUCUCGUGAUCGUCGAUGACAUCGCGAAACUCUGGGAGUCGGCGACCGCCGGGAAGCCUGUGGCGGCUCCAGAAUACUGCCACGCGAACUUUACAAAGUAUUUCACCGCUAAUUUCUGGGGAGACCAAGCGACAGCCGAUAUGUUCGCCGGCCGGAGCCAGAAGCCUUGCUAUUUCAACACCGGCGUGAUGGUGAUGGAGCUCGGGGCAUGGAGAACUGGAAGGUACAGGGAGAGGAUCGAGGAGUGGAUGGAGGUGCAGAAGGAGAGAAGGAUUUAUGAGCUCGGGUCGUUGCCGCCAUUCCUAUUGGUGUUUGCCGGCGAAGUGGAGGCGCUCGACCACCGGUGGAACCAGCACGGCCUGGGGGGCGACAACGUAGUGGGGAGUUGCAGAGGGUUGCAUCCAGGGCCCGUCAGCCUUCUGCAUUGGAGCGGGAAGGGGAAACCUUGGACUAGGCUUGACGCCGGGGCGCCGUGCCCGUUAGAUACCUUGUGGAGCCCGUAUGAUCUCUAUCUGGGUGGCUGGAGGGCGAUGGCAGAGAGGGGGAUUUCGGCGGUGGAAUGAAUGAAGGUGAGCAAAUCAGAGAUGGAAAUGGUUUUAGAAUUUGUGGGCGGUUCGCAACGAGGGCAAGAUUGAGGUGUUCCUGUGAUUUCGUCUGUUGGAGGAUGAGACCUGUUCGUUGAUUAAUUGGUUGAUUCUUUGGGGAGAAAAGAGAUUGCUGUACAGAAGGGAAGAUCGCUUUUUCUUUUUACCUUUCCGAAUUCCCUCUUUUUCUUCGUCUCUAUUUGUUUGUAUUAAUUGUAGUGCAGUAGCUCCUUUCUUUUCUAAUUUGAUUCGUUUAUGUAAGAAAUCUGUAAGACUUAAUUGGUGGUGGCACGGGCAUGUAUAAUGGGUGUGGGUGCAGGAAGAGAGGAGGAACUACCUUCUUCCACCGUUUCUGGUCGGUGGUGAUGGUGGCGGUGGUUGGGGAGGAUGUGUGCGUUGGGGAGGGGGAUCAUUUGCUGGGAUGAUCCACUAGUGGGGACGUCUGUAUACAGUAAGAGAAUUGUCGAUUUGAUAGCUGGACAAAUAAGAAUCGGGGUGUCGUUCUGCUA